This is a messenger RNA of Ctenocephalides felis (cat flea), 636 nucleotides long. RefSeq lists its product as uncharacterized. Bases 1 to 636 code for a protein of 211 amino acids. The record is from RefSeq and is a predicted model, not a curated record. NCBI's taxonomy places the organism in Eukaryota, Metazoa, Arthropoda, Insecta, Siphonaptera, Pulicidae. The transcript has 3 exons.
AUGUUUCAAACAAAUCAACUGAAAUUGCAUAGCUCUUCGGCGCCGAGCAUGGAUUCACAGCAAGAAGAACAAUCAAGACCGAUUCAACCAAACAUAGACCAAGAGAAAUUGCAACAGGCUAUUAUGUCUUUCAAACAGCAAAGUCCAUUGUUCCAAGCCCAGAUGCAAAACAAUAUGCAAAGGCCCCAACAUUAUCCAAGUCCUUUGCCUUUGUAUCAUCACAGCCCAUGGGGCGCUCCUCUAUAUGCACCACAACCAUGGUCAGGACCUAUUCCAGCUCCAUUCGCAAGUCCAUACUCAGCUCAACCGAUUCCUGGACCCCAGUACUACCCGCAGGCAUAUUAUCCAGGAGCCGGCAGGAUCUCGCGCGAUAUGGACUACCGCGAUAGACAACACGAAGUUUUAGCGGCGUCCCGGGUUGCGCAAUCGGCUGCCGUCAGCGCAGGAGCACAUAAUAUUACUUGUGUCAUGCAAGAAUUGGGCUACUUGGACGAAAACUUGGAACCAAAUGUUGAAAAGAUUGCACGUCGCAUAUCUGGACUGCCUGUGCACAGAGACUUGAAGGAAGACAUGUUGGAAGGACUCGACUACUGUCAGAAAUUCUCGGUAAUAAUAAUAAGAAAUAUUUGUAAAUAG